AGCAGUCUAUUCUCACUUCCCACUUCAGUUUUCUACUCUCUCAUCAAACCAUUUCUGAGCAAAUUCACCCUUACAUUAUGCAUUAGACCAGCCCGUGUCAGGAUUACGACAUGGCCUUGAGGCGAAAUAUCGAUUUCAUAUUCCGGGACACGUCUGCAUCUAAAUAAUGCGGGUCGGACUCCUUCGGGGUGUAUUCAUGCAGCUUUCCAGCUUUUCUUGCUGGAACGGGAAUGCUCCGUGGUGCUGGAAGGGAUUCGACAACGGACAAGAGCGGUAUGGCCAAGACCGAAAAAGCAAGGGAAAAGGGAAAGAAAAGGGAAAGAAAAGGAAAAAUAUGUAUCACCAAUUGUGCGGCUAUGGCUAUGGUUAUGAGAGAAAUAUUCUUCAUGGCUCAUUCACCCUAUUGCUGACAUUCCAACCAUCAGAUAUAUCAACAUCGAUUGAUGCCCGGCUCACAGCGUAAUGAAGCUAGAGAAUGUGUUGGGUCCCAAAUUCGCCAACCCGUCGCUCAGGUCCUAGAUUAUUUUCCACCUGAUAUGGAUUUUAUUCAUUCAAGCGCCCUUACUCCGUACAUACAGCCUUGUUUUCAUAGCUUUCAGCCUUCCGCAGAACUCCCAACAACAAAUCCCCACAUUCUACGUACAUAUAUUCCCAGCGACCAAGCAAGAUAUUCCAAGCGGAAGAAAGCAUCUGCCUACCUGCCUCUCGCGUGCCUUGCUCUGCAUGGUAUUCAUCACAUCGAUAAUGAUUUUAUCUGAUUGAUCUCAUUUCAGCAUUCAAUAUCUGAGCUGGGAAUAAUAUAUAUGCAUCCCAAGAUAUACGCAAGUUAAAUGCACCUGCAAUAAAUAGUGCAUAUGUAUGAGUAAAUUUUAAAGCUACCAAGAGAUGCGCAUACUAUGCACAGUACAACACACGUCUCU
This is a messenger RNA of Blastomyces gilchristii SLH14081, 920 nucleotides long. RefSeq lists its product as uncharacterized. The record is from RefSeq and is a predicted model, not a curated record. The coding region runs from base 444 to 758 and encodes 104 amino acids. NCBI's taxonomy places the organism in Eukaryota, Fungi, Ascomycota, Eurotiomycetes, Onygenales, Ajellomycetaceae. The transcript has a single exon.